AUGACCGAAUCGUCAAGCGUCACCGGGGGACGUUCGCCUGGCAGCAGAGAGACCGGCCGCGACACCGCAAAAACGGAGAGCAACCGGAGGCGCAGAGGGGAGGAACGACUGCCCCAAAAGCCCCAAAACGACCACCGGGCUACACUCCUCCAGCCCCACCACGCAACAGAGACGGAGCUACCGUACGUGACCGAGAGCCCCUUCAAAAGUGCCCCCGCCGGAUCCUGGUGGGAAGAGUCUCUCCUCCUGGUCCAGCAAUUCUUUUUUCUCCUCUCCCUCCGUUCGUCGCUUCCCUUUGACCCAGUACCUGUUCAACUUCAUCCCCUGCCCCUCAUCCAGUUUGAGAAGUAA
Messenger RNA from Penicillium diatomitis, 351 nucleotides. RefSeq lists its product as uncharacterized. Lineage: Eukaryota; Fungi; Ascomycota; Eurotiomycetes; Eurotiales; Aspergillaceae. The record is from RefSeq and is a predicted model, not a curated record. The coding region runs from base 1 to 351 and encodes 116 amino acids. The transcript has a single exon.